AUGGACGCUAGUAAUCAAGAUAUGGUAGGUUUAUUGGCAAGAGAAAUGAAUGCUAUCUUUUCUCCUUUAAUACAAAACCUUAACCGGACCAAUCAAGAUAACUCUGAGACAUGUCAACAAUUGUUAGUACAGAUGGGUCGAAUAGCCAACUUUUUAGGCGCUCCUGAGACCUCAGUGCGUCGAAGGACAAAGCAAUUAGUCAUUCAGGCGGACGAACCAACCAUAAAUCAAGUUCGACCGCCAAGACCACCCCCCAAAACUGAACCCUUGAGGGCAGGAUUAGAGCAACAGAUAGUUCGACAGGAGAUUCUUGAAGAACAACCUAGGAGGGUAGUGAUGGUUAAUAGAAACCAAAAUGCUGAUGAAGUGAUUCACAAGGUUAGGCAAAAUAACCAGAUGGAGAAUAAUUUGACUGCUAUGAUAGAGAGGAUUAUGGCCCAAAAUGUUUUAAACACCGGACUUCGAAGGCCAAAUUAUGCAUCCCCUUUAACUGAUUAUGUUUUACAAAUUGAAUUACCUAGGGGUUGCAAGAUCCCUAAGUUUACCAAAUUUUCAGGGGAUACUAGUGAAUCUACCACAAAGCACAUAGCCAGGUAUAUGACGGAGGCGGGAGAUUUGGCAAACAAUGAGGAUCUGAGGAUGAAGUAUUUUCCCAAUUCUUUAACCAAGAACGCUUUCACAUGGUUCACAACACUACCACCAAACUCCAUAGAUACUUGGUCUCAGUUAGAGAGAUUGUUCCAUGAACAAUUCUAUAUGGGCCAAACCAAAAUAAGUCUUAAAGAAUUGGCCAGUAUUAAGAGGAAGUUCACCGAACCUAUAGACGAUUAUCUGAACAGGUUCCGUUUGCUAAAAGCUAGAUGUUUCACAGUGGUAUAUGAACACGAAUGA
Messenger RNA from Vicia villosa (hairy vetch), 891 nucleotides. RefSeq lists its product as uncharacterized. The transcript has a single exon. The record is from RefSeq and is a predicted model, not a curated record. The coding region runs from base 1 to 891 and encodes 296 amino acids. Lineage: Eukaryota; Viridiplantae; Streptophyta; Magnoliopsida; Fabales; Fabaceae.